GUCAGAAUAAUGUCACUUACGAAAAUGGCGGCGAGUCAGGGCAGUAUGGGCGCUGCUGCGGCUCUUCAGAGCCAGCACUAUCUGAAUGUCACUCCCUGGAACCCGGGUGUGAUGCAACAGCAGCAGCAUCCGCUGCACACCGCCCGCAGUUUGGAGCGCGCUCUGGAGGAUGCUCUCUGCUCCGGGAUGCUCAACAUCAGCGGCAGAAAAUUGCGCGAGUACCCGGGGCUCAGCUACGAUCUGACCGAUACUACACAAGCAGACUUGUCAAGAAACCGUUUCUAUGAAAUCCCUCCAGAAGUCUGUAUGUUUGCACCACUGGAGUCAUUAAACCUUUAUCACAACUGCAUAAAAGUCCUUCCAGAGGCCAUUAUCAACUUACAGAUGCUCACCUACCUGAACAUCAGUCGAAAUCAACUGUCCGUGCUCCCCAAGUCUCUCUUCAAUCUUCCUCUGAAAGUGCUGGUGGUGAGCAACAAUAAACUCCUGUCUGUUCCUGAGGAAAUCGGCAAGGCCAAAGACCUUAUGGAGCUGGACAUUAGCUGUAAUGAGAUCCAGGUGCUUCCAACUCAGAUGGGGAAACUCCUCGCAUUACGAGAACUCAACAUACGAAGAAACUGGCUUCAAGUACUACCGGACGAAUUGUCUGAUCUGCCAUUGAUAAGAUUGGAUUUCUCUUGUAAUAAGAUUACAGAGAUUCCCCCAUCUUACUGCAAACUCAAGCAGUUACAACACAUUGUUCUUGACAACAACCCUAUGCAGUCUCCACCCGCGCAGAUCUGUUUGAAGGGGAAGAUUCACAUCUUCAAGUAUUUAAACCUGCAGGCAUGUCGCCUGGAUAAAAAAACAGAUACACUUGAAUUGCCCUCGCUGGGAAAACGUUGCUUACCACAGCAGCUGACAGAUAGUAUGGAAGAUUUCUAUCCCAGUAAAAACCAUGGCCCUGACUCAGGUAUUGGCAGUGACAACGGUGACAAAAGGCUGUCGACUACAGAGCCAUCUGACGAUGACACGGUUAGUUUCCACUCUCAAGUGUCUGAGACAGUGCGGGUUGAUGCACGCUUACUUCUCACAAAGCUGGAUUCAAACAAAGAUCAGGACCAAUACGACUUCAUUGAGCCAAAUCCAGAUGAAGAAGCUACACUUUCUGAGGGAGAUAUAAAACAAAAUGCACCCUACGUGACAUGUAUUAAGGAGUUGGAGAGGGUUUUAAAAACACACCAAAGCAAAGACAAAGAGAACUGUAAAGAGGAGUCUGGCUCAGAGAAAGAACAGUUAGCUGAAGAAGAGGAAGAUGACUUGAAGGAAGUGUUGGAUCUGAGGAAGAUCGCAGUACAGCUGCUACAACAAGAGCAACAGAACAGGAGGCGGUCCCUAAUUUGCAGGGCAGAGAGUCUAAUACACCGUAGAAGAGCAGCGGGGAGAGCUCACAGAUUUCUCAGUCACUCAGGAAGCAGCAGCAAACAGAGAUCCCCAUCUCAGACUGGCAGAAGUGCGUCACUAGAUGAGGGAAGCAGCUCAGCCUCUGCCCUGAGUGGACAGGAGACUGAUCUCACUGAUGAAGAUGCAGCUUUCUCUGAGCCUUCUUCUUCUUGCUCGUUUGAUGGAAGUUUGAAAUCGGAGAGCAGUGAUUCGGAACCAAGAUGGCCAGAGGUUCCUCCUGUACUCAACCAGAAUGAGGAUCGCAGAAGAAACAAGUACCUGAGGAAAGACUAUCUGAAGUACAAGUGCCAAAGUUCUCGAAGACACUCCAGUGGCCAUGACAAUGAUUGUGAGGAGGGAAUGUGUUCUAAUGAUUUCACCACAACCCUCACGGUCUUUGGCCUGAAACCUAGAUCAGCCCUCUCCCGUGGCAGUCGACAAGAUUUUAGCUCCACAGACCCAAGCUUCACCAUGAGGAGAAAGAUGGAGCACCUCAGGGAAGAGAUGGAACAGAUUGGACUCCUGCGGCAGAAUCUCGAGUCCAGGUUAAAGGUUUUAUUGCCAGAUGAUGUGGGUGUUGCUUUAAUGGAUGGUGUUGUUUUAUGCCAUCUGGCCAAUCAUAUCUGUCCCCGUUCAGUGGCCAGCAUUCAUGUACCCUCCCCUGCAGUGCCAAAGCUGAGCAUGGCCAAGUGCCGGCGGAAUGUUGAGAAUUUCUUGGAUGCUUGUAAAAAGCUUGGAGUGCCACAGGACAAAUUGUGUUUGCCACAUCAUAUCCUGGAGGAGCGAGGUCUGGUAAAAGUUGGUGUCACUGUACAGGCUUUGCUGGAACUUCCAUCAACAAAACCCAACCAACUUUCCACCAUGUAGCAUGCCAGUGGUCAUCAUGGGAUGACCACUGGCAUCCAUUUACCCUGCCUUACCACCUCAUCCUCACAUCCUCUACCCCAGAUAAUCUCUUAAUACCGACCUUGGAACUUGAUCAUGACUCUUCACCCUAACUCAACUACGGCGACCAGUCCGACUUCCCCCUACCUCUUAUAAUUCCCAAUGAAGGGGACUAGACAUAUUAAGCCUACUUGAGUGGAAAUUGGAAGUUAAAGCCACACAUUUAAUUCUGAGGGGGAACAGGUAAGCAGACCAAAACCGAAGUGGGCUACAAACCCCAUUCGGACCAGCUAAAUGCAGUAGACUAGUACAAUAGUACUGAAUUCACUUUUUCAUGGAUAAACUCUAAAUAUCUGUUUUUGUUCCAUGAGGGAGGUACACCUUCUUUUUGUAUCUCCUCAUCUCUCUCGUUGUCUCUUCUCUUGGACCGAUGAGCCCUACUGGCGAGGACUGGAGAAAAGUACACAGUCUGAUUAUGGACAAGAGGGAAGGUGUUACUUAAUUGCCAGACCAACCCUCACCUGUAUGAAGUCAAUAAGAGCUGUCAGUCAGCUGCACCCUAUUUCACCUCACAUUCUUUCACUCCCUUGCUGCAUGAGGAAGAAUAAUAGGACAGAAACAUGUUCAAGUAAAUCUAAACCAGACCAGUACAGAGGAAAUCUGGACAUGACAGAUGAAAAUUUGUUGAAAUAAACAGUGUGUCCCAAGGAAACAACUGUUGAUGCACUUGGGUAAGAUGACUCAUUGCUGUGGCAGUGGGCUGUGCACUCUAAAGUUUGGUCUGCAUGUCUGAACGGAUGUGGUUGAACUGAGGACUCACUGCUCACAUGCCUGUACAAGACAAAGGCUCACGUGUAUCGUUUUACCCGCCUGCCAGUCUUUUAUCUUUUUCAUUAUUGUUUUCGCUGUUAUUUCCAGGGGGGAUUUAUAUAAUACUUCAGUUCUCAUGAACAAUCAGUGACUGCUUUAGGCAUUCCCAGCAUCAGUUGGACACAUUUUUGCUCUUGUGCCUGUGUAAAUGUGGUGCACACAUAAAAUUGUGUGAUGUGCAGGUAUGCAUAAUUGCAGCACUAAGAAUAGGUCUGUUAAAUGUCCCUGCAAAACUGAAUAUUAUUUCCAUACAGUUGGAACAGUCCAUUAAUAAUUAAUACACAAAUACAUUGUAAUGAUUGGAACUCUCAAUCACUUAAGUUAAAGACAAGUUUUAAAAAUUGCCCCCCAAAUUGGCAGUCGCCCCUUCCCCAUUCAUGUUUUAUUGGAAUCCAGUUCAAAAUGCUUUAUUUAUUGAAUGAAAACAACAGUUUCAAGGGCCCAGAUAGCACAAUCUAAUUGCAGGGUUGGGAAGGUUAAUUUUGAAAUGUAUUCCUCUACAGAUUACAGAAUACAUAUUGUAAAAUGUAAUUUGUAAUGUAUUCCGUUAGAUUACUCAAGGUCAGUAACGGAUUCUAAAUACUUUGGAUUACUUCUUCAGCACUGGUAGAUUUUUUCACUUGUUUUUACUAUAAAAACUCUGCCAGUACAUUUACAUUUAUGCAUUUGGCAGACACUUUUAUCCAAACGGACUUACAGUGUACUCAUUACAGGGACAAUACCCCCGGAGCAACCUGGAGUUAAGUGCCUUGCUCAAGGACACAAUGGUGGAGGCUGUGGGGAUUGAAUCAGCAAAAUAUAUUUUUACAGGAAAACAGUACAAAAAUUAUUAUCAAGAAUAUGAUUUUUGCCCUAGUAUCAAAGGUCUUACUAGAAAAAAGAAAUUAUGAUCCAACGUGAAUUUUCUUGAUAAAAAAUAUGAUUGUGCCUGGUAACGUGCAUGUAAAAUGGCUAGAAAUAGCAUUUUAGCUUAGCGUAAAGCUGACAAUUUACACAAGGUUUAUUUCUAUUUCUUCUGGUCCAAACUUACUUCAAACUUACUUCUCUGUCUGCUCGUGUGAAUGUAACACAUCAUAAGAAAGUGUUUCACCGCUGUUCAAAUGCACUUUGGAUCGCAUCAUUUAUAUCUGAAAAGACUAAAUAUUAAAUGAUACAAAUGACAAUAAAAUGCAAAGUAAUCUCUUCAGUAAUCAAAAUACUUUUUGAAUGUAACUGUAUUCUAAAUACCAAUGAUUUAAAUUGUAACUGUAGUGGAAUACUGUUACUUAUAUUUUGUAUUUUAAAUACGUAAUCCAGUUACAUGUAUUCCGUUACUCCCCAACCCUGUCUAAUAGACAUCUGCUAAACAUCUUAAAAAGAUACAAUUUACAAACAAUCUAAAUCAUAAAUGUCUCAAAGACAUCUACUGAAUGUCUUUUAUUGACAUCGGAGACAUACUUAUUGACAUAGACGUAUUGCAGGUGAGCAAGCAACAUAAAAAAAUACAUCUUCCAGAUAUAAGUAGGGGAGAGUGGGGCACAAACUAGCCCAGGGUUAGUUGUCACACACGUGGUUUACACGUUUCCACACACGCUGGUAAAACGAAACUUCAUUUGUUUACCUGUUUCCCUAUCAACACCGCGUAGAGAAAAAAUUGCAGAAAAAUUCAAAAAACUUCACCAAAAGUGCAUUUUAAAGUAGCAAAAGUAAAAAUUCACAUGAAUGUAAAUUUUCAUGUCUGUUUUUACUGUUUACUUAAAAUGAGGCAAACUUGGUAUCAUUUUAAUCUCCAGUCUGUUAGCUAGCAUCUUGCAUAGUCUUUUAAUUCCCAGGUUAAAUCCCAGUUGCGCCGACGGAUAUGCAAUUCCAUGCAGUCAGAUAUGUAAUUUACAUAAUUUCCCAUAAUGCAUGUGUGUGUUUUGUCAUCAAUCCAUGCAUUAUUUCGGUCAAUGCUGUGGCUUUGUUAUGUAUUUAUUGUUGUCAAGUGUAAAAAUUAUUGCUAUAUUAUAUAUGUUAAAGUGAAUAAAUGGCUUUUAUUGACAUGAAAAUGUAGUUUAUCUUCUAGGCUUUUUAAUCAGAUCAGAUACAGUUGUUAUAGGGAGAUUUUAAGCUGUUAUAUGGUCAUGUUACAAUGUGCCCCUCAGCUAAUGUAACUUUUCACUUUCUUUUUAUCGAGGUAGAUGGCGGAAAAAAUAUACGCUGUAUUCAUGAAACAAGACCACAUAUGUGUAAUAGACACGUGUGAAAUUAAUGUGGAAAAAGAAAAAUACAUCAAACCCAAAGUACAUUUACACAAACUUAAGAAAAACAAAUAGUGUUAGUUUGUGUCCCGCUCUCCCCCUACACAAAUCAAAUAGACGACUGGGUGAUGUAGGUGUGCUAUAAGGGUAUAAAAAUGUGUCCAUUUUUGUCCAAGGUUGUACACUCUACAGUACAGGUCUACUUUGCAAUAACAGAACCUACAUUAAGCAUGACCGUGCAAAAUCAUUGUAAGCAAUCUGAUUUUAAUCAGAGUUAGAAAUAUAAUGCUAUUUAUGUUGUAGACCUACAUCAUGAUUUUUAGCACUUUAAUUUUUAUUUUAUUCUAAUAUAACUUAUAUUAAAUAAUUUUAAGUUAUCUUGGGGCCCCUUGAAAUUUGCAGAGCCCCCCUGGUUGAGAACCACUGGUAUAGACUGCAUACUACAUGCUACAGUUUGAAAUUUACGCAGAAGUACAAAGUCUGCAACAGUAAUGAUUCAAAUUGUAGCAAAUCAUUGUCAUAUAAACCCACAGCAUACCCAGUUGCAGAAAUACUGAAACAGAAGUUUCAUGACAAACAUAUUGCACUGUGGGAAACAGUUCCACAUCUCAGGCAGUAUAUUGCAAAUUUGAUGAUUACAGUAUGUAGGCGUACUUCAUAACUUUUGUUGUGACAAUGUGCGUACUGUGAUAUCGGAGUACUACGUUCCAGAUUUCUGUCAAAUUUAAUGAGAUUUAUGUGACAGUAUGCUGUUUCUAUCACAACCAGUCUUGUGUUACAAUAUUUAUUUUUAUCUCCCCAUCAAACUCCAUACUGGCAGUGCUUUGAAAUAGUAUCUGAAAAUGUUCAGUUUGUAUAAAGAAACAUAUUGAUUCAAAUGUAAUGAAUAGACAGGAGGCACCUCCUAUGCAGUGCAUACGUACUGUAUGUAUAGGUGUUUUUUAUGACAACUGAAAUUGCAUGUCUGGAUCAAACCACCAUUCAUGUAAAUAAUCUCUGUAUAAACGCAUUAGGAUGUUUCUUAAAAAGGAAAACAAAAUGUUUGAAAGGUCAGAAUACUGGAAUAAAACAAGCUUUUCUAGUGUAUCUGUGUCAUUUGGCAUUGGUUUGAUCUCCGUCUACUUCGCUGUACAACACAUCACAUAACCAUUGCUUCAAGGAUCAGUGCCUGGGGUUCUACAAUACACCAGCCCACAAUGGUGUCUUCACAAAAAGGGAAAUAAUAUACACUGAAAACAAACUAAUGGAAACAGGGCUAUAAACAUGAUCAAAUAAGCAGUUACUUUCACAUCGUGCAAAGAUUUCAUCAUCUGUCAGUGUCCAUCAUCUGCUACAUGAUUAAUGAAUUAGGAAAGUUCAUUUCCAAGGAAAAACAAGAUUAAUCUUAGCUGACUUUCCACAUUGAAUAUAUUUCAGUGUAGACUGAAAU
Molecule: messenger RNA, 6825 nt
Organism: Myxocyprinus asiaticus (Chinese sucker)
Lineage: Eukaryota; Metazoa; Chordata; Actinopteri; Cypriniformes; Catostomidae
Gene: lrch2
Product: leucine-rich repeats and calponin homology (CH) domain containing 2
Exons: 22
Coding region: 10-2289 (759 amino acids)
Molecular function (GO): protein binding
Source: RefSeq, a predicted model, not a curated record